CUAUAUAUUUAUUACUCUGUUCAACCUAAUCAGUCAGCAUUCUCCACGUUUAAUCAUUUGAAUCAGUCUCCCACACUUUAUACAGAGGCUUUGUACAGAUAAUAUACAUUUCUUUAAAACUAUAAUCAAGAAUUGUUUUGUAUUAGAAAGAUGCAUGAUAUUGUAUUUGUUCCAAUUGGUUAUCUGACCAAAACUGUUGCAUGGAAGAAAUGGUUGCACCAUGUAGUGAAAAAGUUGCGAAACUGGGAGUUGAAAGAAGGUGCUAUAGUCUGUAAGAAUGGCAAUGUGAUUGCUGCUUCUCCCCAAUUUCAUAUCAACAUGAAUGAAUUUAAGGAAAUAAUUUGCUGUUUUGUUUAUCAAGAUGUUGAGAUGGUUUCGCUAAUGGGAAUUACAUAUUGCAUAAAAAGUAUUUCUGAUUCUCAGCUAAUUGCAUUCAAUGGCAAACAUUAUUUGAUUGUCAGUCAAACAGAAUCAAUGUUUAUAUUCUUUAAAUGUACCACAAAAUUAAAAAGUAUUUUAGUAGCAGACUGGUUGAAGAAAACAGCACAGAAAAUUCAAGAAAGACAUUACUAGAUUGUUGUGGUCAGUACAUAAAAUAGUCCAUUCAAGAAUCUUAAAGUGUACUACAAGAUAUAAAAGUACUUUAUUAGCAGACUGGUUGAAGAAAAUGGCACAGAACAUUAAAAAAGACACUACUAGAUUGUUGUGGUCAAUAGAUGGUUUCUGUUUAAAACAACCGUUCAGGAAUUUUAAAGAGUUUCACAAGAGAUAAAAGUAUUUUAGUAGCAGACUGGUUGAAGAAAACAGCACAGAAAAUUCAAGAAAGACAUUACUAGAUUGUUGUGGUCAGUACAUAAAAUAGUCCAUUCAAGAAUCUUAAAGUGUACUACAAGAUAUAAAAGUACUUUAUUAGCAGACUGGUUGAAGAAAAUGGCACAGAACAUUAAAAAAGACACUACUAGAUUGUUGUGGUCAAUAGAUGGUUUCUGUUUAAAACAACCGUUCAGGAAUUUUAAAGAGUUUCACAAGAGAUAAAAGUAUUUUAGUAGCAGACUGGUUGAAGAAAGCAGCACAGAACAUUCAAGAAAAACACUGCUAUAUUGUUGUGGUAAAAAGAUGAUUUCUAUUUAAAAUGGUCCUUUCAACAAUCUUAAAGUAUACUGCAAGAUUUAAAAGUCUUUUGGUGACAAGUUGGUAAAGAAAACUGCUAAGACAUGAGAAUCUUCAGUAAUAAUGCUACAGAAUGGUUUUACUUCCAAGAACCUUUGAUUCUACUGCAAAAUGACAAAAAAAAAAUAUUUCGGUUAUAAUCAUGUGAAAAAGGAAUCAUUAGGAAAUAUACUACAAGAUGUGUAGUGAUGAAUUCUCUUGCACAAAGAUUCUCUCCAGAAUCUCCAAAUAGACCAUAAUAUUGACAAAAAACUUUUCAAGGAAAAUUGCCAUGAAACUUUAGAAAGUCAAGUCACUAUAAGACCUAUUAUAUUCAGCCUGUAUUUACCUUUUUAAAAAGAUUCUUUCUGAAAUAGUCAUGGUUUGACUGAAAAUGAGAAAAAUUUUCACCGAGUCUGACUGACUUGCAUUAAGUCCUGAAGUAUUUCAUCCAUAUCUGGUUCACUUUGGAAUAGUCAAGAGAUUAGACAUGAUCCCAGUGUAAGUACUUUCAUCAUGCUCCAAUAUCAUGGAAAUACUUGAAGAUAACAUUGUAAACUGAUGUAACACACACUGAUUUUACAGUGCUCCUGCUACCUUCUUGGUUGCUUCUUAAGAGCUGAGAAAUAUAAGCUUUUAAUCUGUGUGUUUUGUUGGGUGGGGGGCAUUAUUGUACACUACCCUUCAUAUGAAACCUAUUAUCAGAAUCAGUCAUGAUCCAACAUCAAAGUUGGCUGCAAUGAUUGAUGAUUUAGUGGGUGGGAGAUUUUGGUCAGAAGUUCCUGAUUCCUGUCUGCAAGAUCACAGGAAGGAUACAAUUUAGUACUGUAAGGUAAGAAAGACCUCAUUAAUUUUACAGUGCUCUCAUUGUUUACAACUGUGUGUUUUCAGAUGUAUUCAAUAGAAAUGUUUACAGCUGAAUAUUCACUGAGGUUAGCAUUGAAUCUGUCACUGAGAGUUCAAAUCCACAUUAAGUUCAUAUUACUCUACAACUCUCUCCUGUGUUGAUAAACAUACUAUGUAACAGAAAUAUAUUACUUAUGGACAAAUUGAAUGUUGCAAUCUAAAUAGUUUGGAAUCUGACCUCUGAAAUUUCAAAUCCCAAUGUUGUUAAAAUACAUGCACCAGUAAUACACUAGGGGUAGACCCAGGUAACAGUAUGAUGGUGAGGCCAGGCCAUAUAUAUACAUAUCUACUGUAGUUGAAUAUCAACCAUUUAUUAUGUAUCAGUGAUAUUCUGGGGAUACAUCCAGAUAAAUGUAUUCCCCUCUAUACACCAGUAAUAUACUGGGGUUGACUUAAGUAUCUAUACUUCCAUUCAUGUUACAGUUUGAUGGAGAUUCCAGGCCAUAGAUAUACUGUACAUCAUUGUAGUCAUUAUUUACAUUGAAUUGUAUGGUAGGGGUUAAAACUCCAUUAUCAUCAUUAUGGUUACUAUUAUUGUUGUUGUUGUCGUCAUCAUCCUCAUCUUCCUCCUCAUCAUUACUACCACUACCGCUGGCACCAUAACCAUCAUCCUCGUCAUCAUCCUUAUUACCGCCCCCCUCAUCAUCACUAUCAUCAUCAUCUUCAUUGUCAUCAUCAUCACCGUCGUCGUUGUCAUCAUCAUCAUCGUCAUCAUCCUCAUCACCAUCAUCUUGUCAAUGUCUCCUCCACCACCUUUUCCUCAUCAGUCUUUUCAGUCUCUGAGACACUACAAAAAAAAAAAGUCAUGAAUGGUUUCCUCUUCAUUCUUUGACAAGAUUUUUUUUUAAAUGUGGAAAUAUUCAAACAUGUUCACUCUAUUAUUUACAAUAAAACCUUGAAUGAUUUUUGUUGUUUCAGUAAUAGUUCAAGGGUUUUGAAGCUCAUCUAUGUCUACGCUGUGAUAAAUAAAAUAUUAUUUUAUAUCAAAA
Octopus sinensis (East Asian common octopus) is the source of this 3044-nucleotide messenger RNA. RefSeq lists its product as uncharacterized. The transcript is spliced from 3 exons. The coding region runs from base 151 to 573 and encodes 140 amino acids. Gene Ontology annotation, molecular function: actin binding. The record is from RefSeq and is a predicted model, not a curated record. Lineage: Eukaryota; Metazoa; Mollusca; Cephalopoda; Octopoda; Octopodidae.